AUGGGUCCUGGAAACACGGGGGGCAGGAAAGGCCUACGCUGGUGGCGACGUCGACAUCUCGUACCACUCCGUCUUGUCCGGAUAGUACGACAAUCCGAAAACCGGAUCCGGAACUGUCCUCGCAGGGCAUUCUUGUCAGCGAUCCAAGACGAGAUUCUCCACUUGACUUUCUUCUGCUCUAUGCCACUUGGGCCGAAUAAUAAAACCAAAGUUUGGUCCGCUAGUUCACUCCACUUAGACCAAAACUUUGUCGACUCCUGCUUGACCGCCCUCAACUGCGCCAAGGGGUGGGUGUCCAAGUUGACCCCCGUGCUUUCUCCAGCUCCGUCCAGUGCGCCCUAG
Molecule: messenger RNA, 342 nt
Organism: Knipowitschia caucasica
Lineage: Eukaryota; Metazoa; Chordata; Actinopteri; Gobiiformes; Gobiidae
Source: the annotation of a GenBank genome assembly